Molecule: messenger RNA, 2274 nt
Organism: Entrophospora sp. SA101
Lineage: Eukaryota; Fungi; Glomeromycota; Glomeromycetes; Entrophosporales; Entrophosporaceae
Source: the annotation of a GenBank genome assembly
AUGAGAUUAAACUCUAAACAUAAAACUAGCAGGUCAUUUAUUAAUUUUAUGACCCCAAAAAUUCAAGUUGAUGAGGUUGUUAUUGACACUCAACCAAUAGAAGAAGAACCAACCCGGCCAACCGUUGUUAUUACUACUGAUGUUGGCUCAACGCCUCCAGAACUACCCGAGAAAUCUCAUAAAGAUGUAUUAAUAUCAGAAGCAAGAAUUUCUGCUAAAAAAUGUUUUGAAGAAGACGAGUCUUUUAUAAGAAAAGAAUUAAUAGCUGAAUUCUUGGGCGGAAACAAAAAAUUAAAUUCCUUGGCUUUAAAAUUUUAUAUGGACUAUUUUGAUUUCUCCAAUCUACGAUUAGAUGUAGCAUUUCGACAUUUAUGUGGUAAGUUAUAUAUAAAAGGUGAAACUCAACAAGUAGAUCGCAUAUUGGAACGAUUUUCGAUACGUUAUUGGGAAUGUAAUCCAAAAUCUGCUUAUGGCAGUUCUGUGACCAGCAAAAUGUCAAGAUCUCAAUUUAUUAGAAACACAAUGUCAACUGUUCAUGCACAAGCAAAUCUAUCGGCACAAAAUAACAAUAGUGUUAGAGGGUCCUAUGAGGAUGAUUGUAAUUCAUUAUUAUCUUUAUCAUCAUAUAAACAAGGCAAUAAUGCGCUUGCAUUGCAACGUAGCAUUAGCAAAAUAAGUCGUCCUAAUACAAGAUUGGCUGCACUUAAAAAAGGUAUAGCUUCAAAUAUUAGUUCUAAAGAGAAUAAUAGUCAUCAUAGUAAUAAAGAUUCCUCCAAGAAUACAAAACUUUCUCCAAGUCCAAGUUUUGCUAGUGGAAGCAGUGGUGAUAUGAACAAUAGUAGAAAUAGUUUAUAUCGUUCAAAUAGUUCACAAACUUUACCAACAACCUUAUCCUCGUUUUCAUUAAGACAUGCAUCAUCAUCAGAAACAGUUUUCACCUCCACAAUAGCAGAAUCAGCAGACGAAGUUUCUGACUCGGUUUCAACAAAUGAAUCAUUAGAAUUGUAUUUAUCAGGUGCACCAUAUGCAAAAGAAGGUUUAUUGUUUAGGAAACAUUUUUGGGAAUCAUCAAACAAAAGAUCAAAAGAUAAGAAUUGGAAAGAAUGUUUUGUUGUUGUGGAGAAGGGAGAGUUGAGACUUUAUAAAUUUGAUUCACAUGGUUCUAAUAGUUCUGCUGGGGUUGGUGCCAUGGGUGGUGGAAAUUGGAUGGAAAAUGCAACAGCAUUGGGCGAAAUAAAUCUAUGUCAUACAAUAACAAAUUCACUUCCACCACCAGGUUACAAUAGGUCACGUCCACAUGUUUUUGCAUUGUCAAUACCAAACGGUGGACUAUACUUUUUCCAGGCUGGUACAGCUGAACUUGUUGAGGAAUGGGUGUCUACAUGUAAUUAUUGGGCAGCUCGUACAAGCAAGGAACCGUUGACAGGCGGUGUUAGUAAUAUAGAGUAUGGAUGGGGUAGAUGUUUGGCAUUGGACGAUGAUGACAAUAAUAUUAAUGACGAUAAUAAAAGUAUUAUGAGUGACAUGCGAAGUACUAUCAGCUUUAAUUCUAUGAUGCAUCCUAAUUCUGGCGCUAGUCAUAAUAAAAUUUUUAUUCAUGAGUGGAAACCACCGUUACCACCUGGCGUUUCGAGCGUUUUAGAUGAGGAUUCACAACUUGCAGCUCUUAAAAAAUAUAGGGCCGAUCUUGAAAAUGAUUUAGAAGAACAUAAAAAUUAUUGGGAACCAAUGUCCAAAUUGUUCACACCACGAUCAACAAAUAAUUCAAAAGCUUUUACAAAUUGGGAAAAGAAAUCACAAUGGCUGUUGUAUGAAAUAAUCAAAUACAGCACUUAUAUUGAAAGUCUUGAGAAUUCUAUAUCAUUAAAACUACGAAGACGAAAAGAAAAAGAAUCGCCAUCACCAUUAUUACCCGGUAAAAUUUCAAGUGAAGAAGAAAUUAAAAAGGAGCAAUCAAGGGCAGAGUUUAGAGCUAGGGCACGUAAAUCUGUUCAAAUGUUACAUAGAGCUACGUGGACACCUGGUGAUGGGUUUUCAUUAAGCUUACCUAAAGAAUUGCUGUUUGGUGAUGCAUUAGAUGAUGGUAUUGGAGGCAAUGGUAAUAAGGGUGAUAGUAAUGGCAGUCUAUCGGACAAUGGACCAGAUCGCUGCCAAAAAGGUACAUCGUAUCCAACGCUUGAAAUGAGGGGAGUUGUCGAGGAGGAAACAAAAUUAGGCAAUAUAAGAGAUUCGGAUUAUGGGCUUGGGUAUAAAUGGGUCGACAGAUUUGGAUAG